This is a messenger RNA of Saccostrea echinata, 1165 nucleotides long. Its product is annotated as voltage-dependent calcium channel gamma-7 subunit-like. Gene Ontology annotation, molecular function: channel regulator activity; voltage-gated calcium channel activity. The transcript is spliced from 7 exons. Gene Ontology annotation, biological process: neurotransmitter receptor transport, postsynaptic endosome to lysosome; transmission of nerve impulse; postsynaptic neurotransmitter receptor diffusion trapping. The record is from RefSeq and is a predicted model, not a curated record. The coding region runs from base 264 to 1073 and encodes 269 amino acids. Gene Ontology annotation, cellular component: AMPA glutamate receptor complex; postsynaptic density membrane. Lineage: Eukaryota; Metazoa; Mollusca; Bivalvia; Ostreida; Ostreidae.
GACGAUUCUGAAACCAGAUAAUGUUAAUGCAUAACAUCUAGAUAAUAACUUAGCAGUUUUGGAAUCAUUUGCAGCAAUCGAUCUCUUUGUUGUUCAAUAAACUGUUCGUAUAAAGUGCAUUUCUGUAUCACAUGACAGUAGACGUUGUAUAAAUGCUUCAUAUUAUGUGCCGACAACUUGGAUAUCAAUCACUUUUGCCAAAAUUCAUCGACAGUCAUUCGUUGGAUCUUUAAGAAAAUGGUUACACUGCAGAGGCCUUCAAAAUGAGAUGUUCCACUCAUACAAUAACAAAAGUGUCCUUACUUGUUGGGGCCACUGCUAUCAGCACAAUGGCUCUCGCUGUGGCCACUCAUAACUGGAUUAUAGCGGACGAAACCACAAAGCCUUUGGUUGCUGGAGGUGAAAUGGAAGCAAAUGACACAUACCUGAUGGAGUUUUCUGUGAGCCCCUUAACGAACAUAACAACACACUUUGGAUUGUGGCAAGCUUGUAUGACUCUAACAAUGUGGUACCCUUCUAACCUCUUCCCAGAUUUAAAUGGUACCGCCGCCUUCCCUCCUUCUGUGACCUGUCAAAGUUUGGUCGAGUACGAAUCGACAACUUCUGAAGAUAAAUCAAAUCAAGAGACAACAUUUAAAAUAGCUGAGUCUCAAAGGAAUACCGCGCCUUUCUUUGUGGUAAACUUAUGUUUGAUGCUAUUGGCCGCAAUUUUUCACGUCGUGGGUGUGGUCAAACAAAACUGUAGGACACUCAUCGCAGGAAUCAUUUACAUCAUCGCAGGCCUGUCCACCGCGGUUGGGAUUGUUUUGUACAUUACAUACGUUAACGACGGCGUCCAUUAUGCGGGCCCAGAGAAGGAAGAUUUACAUUUCGAAUACCGCUAUGGCUGGUCCGCUUACGUACUCACAAUCUCUUACUUGUCCUCACAAGUGGCCGCAGUCCUCUGCAUUACGUUGUUUUUACAGCGGUACCCUAAGGUUGACGAUCUAGUGAAAUUAAUUCCAGGUCUUGACAAGAAAGUGCCCAAGAAGAAUACUGCUGAUGCAAUCUGCGACCAAGGAACAUUGAUCUAGGACUAUCCAUUAAAAUGGAGUAAAAGUUUAUCUUUUACUAAAGAAGAGAUUUUUCUUGGUUCUGCAAAAUCAAAAUUGAUUACAAAAUACAG